Molecule: messenger RNA, 696 nt
Organism: Pisolithus orientalis
Lineage: Eukaryota; Fungi; Basidiomycota; Agaricomycetes; Boletales; Pisolithaceae
Exons: 1
Coding region: 1-696 (231 amino acids)
Source: RefSeq, a predicted model, not a curated record
AUGCACAAACUCAAGAAAGGUGAAUAUGUCAAACUCUGCUUUUUCACCAACAUUGGCCUAGCAGAUGCAGAGUCCUUCAACCCAUUGGUAGAUGACAAAGCCCUAACCCUACUCAAAGCUGACAAUGGUCAACACAUCUGGGUUCCAGCUUCAACCACUAGAGAUAAGUCAUCUGUUAUAAAAGAUGAGGACUUAACCUGGGAGCAGUCCAGAGAGGCCACCAUCCAUCUAAUAAGUGCCAUGAAGGAACAUGACUGGGAGGAAGAAAGAAUAGACAUGCACAUAGAUUUUUGGACAGCCAUCGAGGCUCACCCAUGGUGCCAUUCCCUUCAUGCUCACCUCAAGAAAGCAUUACUACUCUACCAAAGCCAACAGAGACAGAGGUGGCACCAAGUGUUGUUGACACUCAACACCUGGUCCCUAGCAGAGUUGAACCAAGAACUGCUAAAUGAUGCCCGAGAAGAGAUAUGUGACAAAGGGUACUACCAAGAACUCAACAAUCUCAGAAAGGUGUGGGUUAUCAGCAUCACAACACCACUCAACCUGACCACUCCCCCCCCCCUUCUUCUCCCUGCACACCAUUCCCCAUUCCCCUCUCUCACAUAUUCCACCAUGCUACACACUAACCCUGGCAUAACAUCCAUUGAACAACCAUACCUUCUACUCCACUCUGCUAUCUGGCAUCACACCCAUUGA